Messenger RNA from Phyllotreta striolata, 989 nucleotides. The record is from the annotation of a GenBank genome assembly. NCBI's taxonomy places the organism in Eukaryota, Metazoa, Arthropoda, Insecta, Coleoptera, Chrysomelidae.
CCGACGACCAGCGUUUGGGAAAGAGAGAUUCGGUCCGUCAGCCAGCCUUGCCCGUACCGAAGAUAACGCGUAAGUGUGUCAUGAAAGUUAAUGUCGCUUUGUGUUUGUUUUGCAUUGUUCUCGCCGACGCUGGCACAGAGGCGCCCGAGGAUGAUUCGGAAGGGAUUUGGAGCGCCUUGCUGGAGAAAUGGGCCACCAGUAAGACGACCAAUAAUAGACAGAGUCGCGUUAUGUUGAUACCGAUUUCUCCGAAUUCGUUCGUAGCGGAGGAUAAAAUGAGUAAUUUUUCGAAAGAAUCCAAGGUAAUCCCGGGGAAAAUCGUCAACAACGUAGCGCCUCAGAAAAUCUCUACAACCGGAGGAAGGCAAGUCUCUGAGACGGACUUGUACUUACUAGGCGCCAUCGAAAAAUUGGUGUAUAAAGUGGAUUUUAUGGAGAAAAGAUUGCGAAGAGUCGAGGAAAUGCUGUACUAUAACAUGGCAGGAAACAGAAUAGAUACGGAACCGUGCCCCAAUAAUUACACUCGGGUCGGGCACGAGUGCUACCAUUUCAACAGCUACACCGGAAGGGAAUUCGAUUGGAAAGUGGCGAGUAAAACUUGCAAGAAAAUGGGCGCAUUCCUAGCCGAAAUGGAAACCAUCGAAGAAAACCAAGAUUUAGUCACCUAUUUAGUAUCAACACAACAUCUAAGAGGUAGGGACUUCUGGGUAGGAGGUCUCAACCCGGGGCUCCUCUGGAUAUGGAGCAACAGCGCCAGGCCCGUCGCGGCGCCGGGCUCUCACAACAACAAAGACAAUCCGUCGUCGGCGAUCAACGGAGAAGGGCGCUGCUUGAGACUGGCCUACAAUCCGGCCCUUCGAUCGUACAGCUACAGGGGCACCGACUGUUCGAUGAGGUACAACUUUAUCUGCGAGAAGCCGCUGAACAAGUCGAGUAACGAGAUUAGGAGGCUCGGUAGGAGUAAAAACAUACUAAGCGACGAACUGUAA